This is a messenger RNA of Dentiscutata heterogama, 315 nucleotides long. The record is from the annotation of a GenBank genome assembly. Lineage: Eukaryota; Fungi; Glomeromycota; Glomeromycetes; Diversisporales; Gigasporaceae.
AAACCUUUGAAUAAUAAUGAGGCUUCAAGUAAUUCGUAUGAACAAACUCCAAAUGACUAUACUGAAUCGUCAAGUAAUUUUCAAAAACAAGCUAUGGUUAACAAUAAUUACAAACAAACUCAAAAAAACUCAGCAACAUCAUCUCGACGUUCUGUUUUUGCACCAUUUCGUUCACCUUUCAAAGAUUCUUCAAAACUAAACCUUCCAUCACAUUCAAGACAAACACAUUCAGAACCACCAAAUUCAGGACUAAAAACAUUGCAUGCAGAACCAUCACAUUCGGAACCAGAAGCUUUGAAAAAGAAUUAUAAUCAA